This is a messenger RNA of Clunio marinus, 4287 nucleotides long. Lineage: Eukaryota; Metazoa; Arthropoda; Insecta; Diptera; Chironomidae. The record is from the annotation of a GenBank genome assembly.
CACAGUCUUUCGGAUGGAUCAAACUUUCUCAUAAAUUCCGGAGGAUGAUUGAUUUUCGUGAAAAUCAUUUCUUUAAAAAAAAGUUUUCGUAGAUUUUGAGGAAUUCUACUUUAAAAUUGUAUGAAUUUGUUAAAAAAACUGAUGUUAAAAAAAGAAUAAGGUUGAAGUGCCGCAAACAAAUAAUAUUAAGUGUAAUAAGAAAAAAGAAUAUAACAUUUUUGGUCAAAAAUCACCCCUCCUCCGAAUAGAGUACAAAAAAGGGGAAAAGAAAAUUUCCACAGCUUUUACUUCAUAGCAAACUACUUAAUCAUUUUUGUGGCGAAUAUAAGGUGUUAGUAGAUUAUUUUGGUAAAACAAGUGUAAAUUUCACAAGAGAAAAUGUGGAAUAUGAUGUGCGACGUGCUCCCUACUAUAAGUGAGGAUUCAAUUUCUCAGCGAUCUUCACAGUUCAGUGGUGGAGAAGCUGAUGCAAAUUUUGAAUCUCUCAUGGUUUCAAUGUUGGAUGAACGCGACAAAUUAAUGGAUAGUUUAAGAGAAGCUCAGGAACGUUUAAAUGAAAUGGAAGGAAAGUUGAAUGAUUGUGAAAAGGAACGAGACAGUUUGCAUCGUCAGAUCAAUGCCAAUCUUCCACAGGAAUUUUCAACACUUACAAAAGAGUUAACUCAAGCCCGAGAAACGUUACUAGAGAGAGAUGAAGAAAUUAGUGAACUUAAAGCUGAACGUAAUAACACGAGGCUGCUUCUUGAACACUUGGAAUGCCUUGUGUCCCGGCACGAGAGAUCACUUCGCAUGACAGUAGUGAAACGUCAGGCAGCAGCUCAAAGUGGGGUAUCGAGUGAAGUUGAAGUAUUAAAAGCUUUAAAAAGUUUGUUUGAACAUCACAAAGCUUUAGACGAAAAGGUUCGCGAAAGAUUGAGAGUUUCAUUAGAAAAAAAUACCACGUUAGAGGAAGAACUUCAACAGUCAAAAGAUGAAUUGCAGCAAAUGAAAUCGGGCAACUAUACUCAAACUGAUUCUACUAAAGAGAAUGGAGAAAUUGAUAAAAAUUCUCAGUCGAAGCAAAACAAUGGCGAGAUAAAUAUUCAACAUGAGAUGGCUGAGUUUGCUUCAAAAACUCACGAGCUUCAAACAAUAAUUGAAAAACAGACAGCUGAACUUUCUCAAUGGCAACGUAGAGUAUCUGAUUUAAAUAAUAAAAUAAACGAAUUGGAGGAAAAUAUCUCUAAGGUUCAAAAGGAUUAUUCAAAAUCUCAAGACAUGAACAUGAAAUUGCAAAGAGAUUUACGAGAAAAUGUUGCGCAAAAAGAAGACCAGGAAGAACGAAUUACAACACUUGAAAAGCGUUACCUUAAUGCUCAAAGAGAAGCUUCUUCCCUUCAUGAUUUAAAUGAAAAACUUGAUCAGGAACUUCGUCAUAAAGAAGCGCAAAUUAAACUUCAUGAAGAAAAGAUUGCAGCAAUUCAAGAGAAACUUGAAUUAUCUGACCAGAAAUUGGCUCAAUAUUCGAAACUACCUGAAAUGGAAGAAGAGCUUAAGGCACGUAUGGAAGCCUUAACGCAGGCUCAGGAACGCCAUGGAUCUGCAGAAGAUCGUAUUCAACGCUUAGAGACAAAUCUCGAAGAGAAAAAUGCAGAAGUUCUUCGUUUAAACCAAAGAUUAAAAAUGAAUGAAGAGCAUAAUCAACGACUAUCAUCGACAGUUGACAAGUUGCUUUCUGAGUCAAACGAUCGUCUUCAAGUACAUCUUAAAGAGCGAAUGCAUGCUCUUGACGAGAAGAAUCAACUAACACAAGAGCUAGAGAAAGCAAGAAAACUUGCUGAAGAGCUUCAUCAUGAGAAAGGCGAAAUAAUCAAAGAGCUUUCAAAAGCACGUCUUGAAACGGAGAAUUACAAAAGACAACUUUUGCAACAAGAAAUAGCAUUCAAUAUUCAGCAGACUGAAGCAUUGACAAGAAGCCUUUCACCAAAUAAUGCAACAGAUUCACAACAACUUGCAGCAGCAGCAGCGGCGCAGUUCUCAAGAAGUGCUUCCCACACAAGUUUCGAUGCUCAUUCAUUGCGAAGGAAGCAACAACAACAAAGAUUAGAUGAAGAGCAAUAUCAUCGGUCGCUUGCCGAACAAGAGUGGGAAAAUCUUCAACAUAUUCAACAAGCCCAUGUUAUGGCAAAUGUUCAGCAAGCAUAUGUUGAUGGUUUAGUUGACGGAGACGACGCUGAUAGUAUUUUCAGUACAGCUGAAUUACUCUCGCCAACAGGAACUGGUCAUACAGAUGCUCAAACUCUGGCCAUGAUGCUUCAAGAACAACUAGAUGCCAUCAAUAACGAAAUCAGACUUAUUCAAGAGGAAAAACAAUCGACAGAAGCGAGAGCUGAAGAGCUUGAAUCGCGGGUUGGCAGUUUAGAACAUAUGAAUUUAAUUGUUCGUGGACGAUCAUCAGAUCGUCAAAGUCCGCCGAUCUCUGGAAGGAGUACGCCAAAUAGUCCCAAUCGGGAUUAUCUUCAUAAAUACCAUACGGCACCAGCAUCGAUGUCUCCAGCUCACCUGCAACAAUAUUCAUCGUCUGGUCAACUUUCUGAAUCUAUGCCCUCAAGCCAGUUGCAACUUGCGCAUAUGUCUGGCGAUAUGAAUCGUGAUGAGUUGCAUGUUAUUUCUGGUGGUGAUUCAAGUUCUGGUGGUGGAGCAUCUCCACUUACAGCUCGAUCGAUCCGCCUUGAACGCUUUGCACAAGCGUUAGCUAAUAGCCAGGAAGAAUUGCGCCGAAAUACUAUGGGAAAUUAUGCUACAUCACCACUUAGUUCACGCCAUGGAAGUCAAGAAUCUUUAAGACAUUUAAGCAGCAUGUCUUCGAUGAAUAUGCUUCAGACACCAACAGGUAAUCGUGACAUCACCGGAGCACAAAAGAAGAAGGGAAUUAAGUCAAGCCUUGGUAGAUUCUUCAGUAAAAAAGAGAAGGUAAAAGGUGUAAAAGAUUCAAUGCCUGAUGGUUCAAGCAGUAUCAUGAGCGGCUUGUCGAUGAAUAUGAGUGAUAUAGAUUCAAACUAUGAUACAAUGAGUAUAAGUAGCAAAAUUAAUAUCUCAGGGACGUCGAAAAUGGAAUAUGGAAGGCAAAAGAAAAAAGAGCACGAUUAUCGACAUGACUUGCUUGGUGAAGCGAUGAAAGCAGGAACACCUUUUGCAUUAUGGAAUGGACCGACCAUUGUGGCAUGGCUUGAAUUAUGGGUGGGAAUGCCUGCGUGGUACGUUGCAGCAUGUCGAGCAAAUGUGAAAUCUGGUGCUAUUAUGAGUGCCUUGAGUGAUACUGAAAUUCAAAGAGAAAUAGGUAUAAGCAAUCCACUUCAUAGACUUAAAUUGCGAUUGGCUAUUCAGGAAAUGGUUUCACUGACAUCUCCGUCAGCGCCUCAAACAACACGCACAACAUUAGCCUUCGGUGACAUGAAUCAUGAAUGGAUUGGCAACUAUUGGCUACCCAGCUUAGGUUUACCGCAAUACCGUACAACAUUUAUGGAGUGUCUCGUGGAUGCACGAAUGUUAGAUCAUCUUAAUAAAAAAGAUUUGCGUGGACAACUUAAAAUGAUUGAUAGCUUCCAUCGUACUAGUUUACAAUACGGAAUUUCCUGUCUGAAGCGAUUAAAUUACGAUCGUAACUCGCUUGAAGAGAGAAGAAAAGCUUCGGAAAAUGCUGUCGCUGAAGUAUUAGUGUGGAGUAAUGAAAGAGUUAUUCGAUGGGUUAAUAGUAUUGGUCUCAAGGAAUAUGGCAGCAACUUAUUAGAGUCGGGCGUUCAUGGUGCACUAAUAGCUUUAGAUGAGAGUUUUGAUGCUAAUUCAAUGGGUUUGGCAUUGCAAAUUCCCACGCAAAAUACACAAGCAAGACAAACGCUAGAAAUGGAAUUCAAUAACUUGCUUCAAAUUGCAACUGAGCGCCGCCCUGAAAAUGAGCACUUGAGCAAGUCGUGAUCGUCACUUUCUUCUAGUCUUAGUGAUGAGUAAGUUUUGUUUAAUUUUUCAUAAUAAUAAGUAUUAGGAUGCAAUAGACAAAUUGUUAAAAUAAAAAAAAUGAAGCUUAGAAUAAAAUUAAAUACGACUUGAUUCUAUAAGAAAGUAUUGUUAAAACUUUACCAACAACUCUAACAUGACGUAAUAAAAAUACAUAUAUUUAUGUAUUUGUAUAAAAAGAGAAGUUAAUGAAAAAAUCCCCAUAAGUCGAUGUUAAAAUUUAAACUAAUAUCGACAGCACAUAUUACGCAAGUUUUGUAACAAAUGUUAAUAAAUAAAUUAGAAAAUAGUAGG